GCUCCGACUGGGUGACCAGCUACCUCCUGAUGUUCAGCGAUGGCGGGAGGAACUGGAAGCAAUAUCGACGAGAGGAAAGCAUCUGGAUCAUUUGAAACACAGUUGUCCAGAGUGGAAGCAGAAUUGUUAAGAAGAGAAGCUCCUCCCUCUUAUGGACAAUUGAUUGCUCAGGGUUUAAUUCCACCAGUUGAAGAUUUUCCUGUUUGUCCACCUAAUCAGGCUUCUGUUUUGGAAAACCUGAGGCUAGCUGUACGGUCUCAGCUUGGAUUUACUUCAAUCAGACUUCCUAUGGCAGGCAGAUCCAGCAACAUCUGGAAUCGUAUUUUUAAUUUUGCAAGAUCACGCCAUUCAGGGUCAUUGGCUCUGGUCUCAGCAGAUGGGGAUGAGGUUGCCCCUAGUCAGAGUACCAACAGAGAACCUGAAAGAAAUCAUACUCACAGAAGUUUGUUUUCUGUGGAAUCUGACGACACAGACACAGAAAAUGAGAGAAGAGAUACGGUAGGAGCAUCUGGCGGGGUUGCAGCUCCUUUGCCUCAAAAAAUCCCUCCCACAACAGCGGUAGAAGCAAGAGUGGGAGCAAGUGGAAGUUCCUCCACUCAGAAUACCCGAGGUGGUCACACAGAAACCGGACGGGAUGUGACAAGUGAGGAACCCCCAAGUGUGAGUCCGGCGCGUCACCAGCUCACAAGUGCGCUAAGUCGUAUGACUCAGGGGCUACGUUGGGUACGUUUUACAUUAGGGCGAUCAAGCUCCGUAAGUCAGAACCAGAGCCCUUUGAGACAACUUGAUAAUGAGGUAAAUGGAAGAGAAGAAGAUGAUGAUGUCGAAAUGCUGAUUCCAGUUUCUGAAGGAGCUUCAGACUUGGACGCGAAUGACUGUUCCAGACCUCUUCUUGAUCUUGCCUCCGAUCAAGGGCAAAGGUUCAGACAACCAUAUAGUGCAGCAGACCCUGGAGUAAGACCAAGUAAUCGCGAUGGCCCCUGUGAGCGCUGCGGUAUUGUCCACACUGCCCAGAUACCAGACUCUUGCUUAGAAGCAAUGCUGAAAAAUGAAACGAGUGAUGAUGAAGCUUUGUUACUUUGUUAGGUACAAGAAUCCCGUCAGGGAGACUGGAUACAAGUU
This is a messenger RNA of Balaenoptera ricei (Rice's whale), 1122 nucleotides long. Its product is annotated as low-density lipoprotein receptor-related protein 12-like. The transcript is spliced from 3 exons. The coding region runs from base 40 to 1086 and encodes 348 amino acids. Gene Ontology annotation, molecular function: microtubule binding. The record is from RefSeq and is a predicted model, not a curated record. NCBI's taxonomy places the organism in Eukaryota, Metazoa, Chordata, Mammalia, Artiodactyla, Balaenopteridae. Gene Ontology annotation, biological process: cilium assembly. Gene Ontology annotation, cellular component: microtubule; cilium.